Molecule: messenger RNA, 2768 nt
Organism: Drosophila busckii
Lineage: Eukaryota; Metazoa; Arthropoda; Insecta; Diptera; Drosophilidae
Product: transmembrane protein 184C
Exons: 6
Coding region: 357-1838 (493 amino acids)
Biological process (GO): transport
Molecular function (GO): transporter activity
Source: RefSeq, a predicted model, not a curated record
AAUACGCAACAUCAACAAACGCAGACUAUACAGCACUGUGCGGAACACGAAUAUACCCAAAAGUUUACAAAAAAUUUUAAUAUUGUUUUGCAAUCAGCUGCUGAUCACUAAAUUCUAUUUUGUUGCUGUGUGUGUCAAAUGUGUGAUCUUAAGAUGAGCGCUAAGCGCUUGCGACUAAUGCGUGGGUGUAAAAUCCGUACCAACUAAAACUCGAAACGUUGCAAAAGCAACAAUAACGGGGCGGCGGCGGCAGUAACAACAAUAACAACAACACGUAGUCGUCGUCUCACAGAAAAAAAAAUAAAGAAAAAAAUACUGAACUGAGGAAAUUCUUUGUGAUUUAAAAAAAGUGCAACAUGUGUCAACUGAGCAUACCCAGACACUUCUGCACAGAGUGGCGUAUCUGGAUACGUCCGCUGUUGAUAGUUACCUAUGUGGUGUUUGCGAUUAUUGUGGUGCCUCUGCUGAUUGUCAAUUCGGUCAAGGAUGGCUUCCAGCGCCGAGACCAGCUCAUACUUAUCGGUGGCCUCUUCGUGCUCUCCGCCGUGCCCAUAUCCAUUUGGCACAUCAUCCAACACGUCAUACAUUUCACCAAGCCCAUACUACAGAAGCACAUCAUACGCAUACUCUGGAUGGUGCCCCUAUAUGCGGGCAAUGCGUGGAUCGGACUAUUUUUUCCCAAGCAUUCGAUCUACGUAGAUUCGUUGCGUGAGUGCUACGAAGCCUAUGUUAUCUAUAAUUUCAUGGUUUACUUGCUAAACUAUCUGAAUCUCGGCAUGGAUCUCGAAAUUACUAUGGAGUACAAGCCUCAGGUGCAUCAUUUCUUUCCUCUCUGUUGCAUGCGCCCCUGGGUCAUGGGCCGCGAGUUCAUUCACAACUGCAAGCACGGCAUUCUCCAGUACACUGUGGUGCGGCCUAUCACCGCAUUUAUCUCGGUCAUUUGCGAGCUGUGCGGUGUUUAUGGCGAAGGUGAAUUUGCUGGCAACGUGGCCUUUCCAUAUAUUGUGGUCAUCAACAACAUCUCACAGUUUGUGGCCAUGUACUGCCUGGUGCUCUUCUAUCGCGCCAACCGUGAAGACUUGAAGCCCAUGAAGCCGGUGCCAAAGUUUCUAUGCAUCAAAGCAGUUGUGUUCUUUUCAUUCUUUCAAGGUGUGCUGCUUAAUGCGAUGGUGUACUAUGGCCUCAUUAAGGAUAUUUUCGGCUCAGAUGUGGGCGAUGCUAAUUUGGCAUCCAUGUUGCAAAACUUUCUCAUUUGCAUUGAAAUGUUCUUGGCAGCCAUUGCGCAUAUUUACAGUUUCCCGCAUCAUCCGUUCCACAUAAAUUCGCCGCAAUAUUGGAAUAACCCAAAUCAUAGCUGGUGUCGCGCUUUUCUCUCCAUGAUGGACAUCUCGGACAUGCAGGAGGAUGUUACGGAGCAUCUAGGUGUGGUCAGCAGUUCCAUUAGUCGACGCUUCCAGGGUCGCAGCACAUAUCAACCGCUGGCUCGUGGUCCACGACGCUCCAGCAGCGAAUCAGAAUACUUAAUAGGCAAGCGGCAGGAGCAACCGCUGAUUGCCAGCGGUACAAGUCAAACAGCAGCAGGCAUCGAUGCAGCCUCAGCCGACAAUAGCAAUUACCAACAACAACAACUUCACUUGCCGGGCUCACAGGCGAAACUGUCAACGCGACAGCGCGACACUCAACAGCUUCGCGAACGGGAUCAGCAGCAAUUUAUGGGCGCUGCGCCCGUACAGACAAGCGGCAACAACUUUCUGCUUGCACGUAAUGUUGCCUCUGCGGCUGCACCCAUUCCCGAGUCGAACGAUGACUAUGCACUGCUGUUGGGCACGGGCAGAUGACAACGCUAUCAGCUACAGAGGCCACACGUGCCGCAGCAGCCGCGGCAUGUGUUUGAGCCGUGCGAAGAUGCAGAAGUUAGUCAAAAUUUGAAUGCGUCUUCGCUAAGCGCAUCCCUGUCCGUUUCAUUUGGCAUGUCGAGUAGUUUAAAAUUUAGCGCCACUGGCAGCAACCAAACUGCCUCCGAGUGGUCCAAUUCCACAGAUGAUGAUGACGAUGACGAUAACGACGUAGACGAUGACAAUGACGAUAUUGAAAUUAAUAAUGUAGCGCAUGUAGAACAGUCGCCAGUUAUUGUUGUUGUUGUUGCUGCUGCUACUACUGAUGCAUCAACAACGCGAGAGUACAUCACUUAGACGCAAACAUAUUUAUAUAUAUUUUUCGUUUUUCUAAACCCAUUUAUGCAACAACAAAUUCCCUUUGUUAGCUAGGUAGUUCAAAUACUCAAAACAUAGAUAUUCAUUUGGCUAAUUCCAAUCAAAUUGGUAGUAAAACCCGUUUAGACCUGCUGUGGCCUUCAGUUUGCUUUUUAUUUGCUAUAUGCACAUACAAACAAGCUCCAAAGAAUCUGCAAUGUUGUGUUUUGUAUAUGCAAACAGCAUCAAAAUUUGUAAUUUUUAUGAUAGCUUAGGAUGAAAUGUUCUGUAAUCCCAUUUACAUACACAGGUACAUGUAGAUAUAUGCCUUAGAUACAACUGAUUUUCAGUAGUCGUGCGCUUAGACAAUUAUUAAAUAUUGAUAUACAUAAUUAAAGGCUUUCAGUUUUCAUUAGGCUAGUUGAUAUUCCCCCAUAUACUAAAAAACAUACAUAUAGCAAACGAUUGUGACUUCAAAUUGACUGCCGGUCAGAAAAGGGCAAUAACUUAUAUAUAUUGCAAACAAUUAUUGUAAAACAAUUUGUAAUUAUCAAUAAUACAAUUAUUCAACGAAAA